Molecule: messenger RNA, 3089 nt
Organism: Crotalus tigris (Tiger rattlesnake)
Lineage: Eukaryota; Metazoa; Chordata; Lepidosauria; Squamata; Viperidae
Product: nuclear factor interleukin-3-regulated protein-like
Exons: 1
Coding region: 1393-2781 (462 amino acids)
Biological process (GO): circadian rhythm; DNA-templated transcription; regulation of DNA-templated transcription
Cellular component (GO): nucleus
Molecular function (GO): DNA binding; DNA-binding transcription factor activity
Source: RefSeq, a predicted model, not a curated record
UGGAGUGGUUGUUAGAAAUGUUUUUGAUGUAUGGCAUUUUGGAAACAGUAGAACACAGCUUCCAAGACCUGCAGGUUUUUAAACCUUACGCCUUGGUGUUUUUAAUGACGUCCAACAGAAAUGUUCCUGCAACCCUCCAAAAUGGAGUAAUUUGCUGCCCUUGGACAGAAAAUGUUGCCCAAUCUGCUUAAUAUAUAUGUCCAUAUAUGUUCGGUUUUAAUUCCUUCUGAGGAAUGCAAGCAGUGUGUCUCUUUGGUAUUAAUGGUUUAUUGGAUUUUUAAAAAUUGUUCAAAAGAAAUAUAUUUAUCGUUCUAUCUACUAUAUAUAUUUAGACAAGUUGAUUUCAUUUAGUUAUAGGAAUGAUGAUUAAUCUGGUUUGCUGUAUAGAUGCUGUUUGUGUUUAUUAAUUAGCUUUUUAUAAUGUGUUUCAGUUAGUUGGUUUUUAAACAUGCACUUAUUAAUAGCUGAUUGGCACUCUGUAAAAGACAGGAAUAUACUUGAUAGAUAAUAUAAUGUAUAAGGCAAUAUCUGUAAAUGGGGAGGCCUUUUAGAUUGUGGGUUUUUAAUAUUGUGAAGCUACUCGGAGUCACCAUGUGUGAGUUGGGCAGCCCUAUACAUUUGCCUAAUGAAUAAAUGAAUAUAAAGCUUGGGUCAGCACAGUGCCAGGUUAUGUUAGGGAUCGCUUUACUGAAACCAAUCUAUUCAUCAUGUAAAAAUAUCAAGAGAGCACUUCCUCAAUGUUUUUUCACCGUAAGAAGCAAAAGAGAGCUGGUCAGAAGGAAGAUCUUUUCUGUAGUUGCUUUAAUAUCGGGGGAUGGAUCAGUGAAGGUAUGUGAUUGGGUGUUAAAAAAGUCAACGUCACAGACACAACUGUGUAGUCAAAGAGCUGCCCUUUUGUGCAUUAAGCACAAAAAAAAACCUAAUAAAAAGCUGCCCUGAAAAAAGUUUCCUUUUUAAGCAGGCAUUUAAGUUUUUAGAGAAUUUUAGAGAUUUUUUUUUUACCUAUGUUAUGUUAGUCUGAGGGUAUUGUGGUUUUUACUGGUUUGUUUACUUAUGCAUUAUAAUUAACCACAGAAUCAGUUUUUGUAAAUGAUAAUUACAUAAAAUAAAUACAAUUAUUAAAAGUGUUACAAAUACUUUUUUUUAAAAAAAGGACUGAAAUUAGUAACUAAACAAUUAUUAUUCUUUUGUAUGUCACAGGUUUUUAAAGCAGUUUCUCAGAUGGAUCACCUCAGAGGAACAUUUCACCAAGAUGCCUGAGACUAUGGAAUAAACAGAAUAAUACUUAUGGAAUUAAAAUUACUGUAUAUAUUAAAUUGUUCUGGUUCAACAAGACCUGAAAGGUUACUUUAUCAUACUAUUAAUUUACAUAUUUACUGAAAUUUGCUUCUGAUGCAGCUAAGAAAAAUGCAGUCCAUUAAAACAGAAGAGGCAUCUGCUGACACAAGUGGCAACAUGGACAAAAUUAUGGUUCUUAAUUCUACACUGACUGAUGUAUCGGAUGACUUAGCUACUGGUGAUGAAAUGUUACUUGCAGAAGGAUCCAUUAUAAAAAACAAGGCUUCAGCAUGCAGGAGAAAGCGGGAAUUCAUUCCAGAUGAAAAGAAAGAUGCGAUGUACUGGGAAAAACGGCGGAAAAAUAACGAAGCUGCCAAAAGGUCUAGGGAAAAGCGGCGACUGAAUGAUCUUGUUUUAGAGAACAAGCUAAUUGCACUGGGAGAAGAAAAUGCCACUUUAAAAGCUGAGUUACUUUCACUGAAGUUAAAAUUUGGUUUAAUAAGUUCUUCUGCAUAUGCCCAAGAGAUUCAGAAGGUCAACAAUUCAACAGUUCUUUAUUUUCAAGAAUAUCAGAAUUCCAAAUCAAGCGUUAAUACUUUCAUCGAUGAACAUGAGCCAACUAUUGUAAGCAGUAGUUGCAUAUCUGUCAUUAAGCACUCACCACAAAGCUCUUUAUCUGAUGUAUCUGAAGUGUCAUCAGUAGAGCAUACUCAAGCAAGCCCCAUACAAAACCAUUGCAGAAAUACUGAUGAUAAAUUCCAAAUCAUAAAGCAGGAACCUAUGGAAUUAGAAAACUAUGCAAGAGAUUCACGAGAUGAAAGAGGGUCCUUUACGACUUCAAUAUAUCCAGGCUUCAUGGGAAGCCAUUUUAAUGGCUAUUCACAUUCCCCUCCACUGUUGCAAGCAAACAGGUCCUCCAGCAAUUCUCCAAGGACUUCAGAAACUGAUGAGGGUGUUGUGGGAAAAUCAUCAGAUGGAGAAGAUGAGCAGCAGGUUCCUAAAGGUCCAAUCCAUUCUCCCGUUGAACUUAAAAAUGCUAAUGCCAUAGUUAAGGUUCCAGAGGUAAGCUCUUCUGCACUUCCUCAUAAACUGAGAAUUAAGGCAAAGGCCAUGCAAGUCAAAGUGGAAACAUUGGACAAUGAAUACGAUGCCACACAGAAACGACUGUCACCUAUUGAUAUGUCAUCUAAAAGACAUUUUGAUCUUGAAAAGCAUAAUGCACAAAAUUUAGUACAUAAUACUCACACUCCUUUCUCAAUUCAAGUGACUAAUAUCCAAGACUGGUCUCUGAAACCAGAACACUGGCACCAUCAAAAAGAACUGACUGAAAAAUCUCAGAGUGGUGGCAAAACUGCAGGGCUUGAUGUUAAAGACAAUUCCUACAAAGUCUCUGAGACAGAAAACUUGUACUUGAAACAGGGCGUAGCAAAUUUGUCUGCAGAGGUUGCUUCACUUAAGAGACUUAUAACUACACAACACAUCUCUGCUUCAGACUCUAGCUAAAUGACUACUGAGUAAUUAUUAUUUUAAAGGAUGUCAUUUGCAGUAGAUUGGUAUGUUUUGUAUUACGCUGAAUUUUCACUGGACUUGGAAUGUCAUUUCACUGUAAGGUUCACAUAAUGUCUGAUGGAUGAUGUGUUUUUGUGCACAGAUGACUGUGGAGAUGAGAUUGUCAAGAUCACUAGCCUUGUGUAUGGUGAAGAUGCCUAUGUACAUGCUGUAUAUAUAGUGAACAUUAUUUUUCUGUCAUUCUGUUACUAUAAAGUGUGAAAGUUGCCAGUUCCAAUAAAAAAAUUGGUGACAAGCACAAA